GCCAGCGCGGUGGUUUCCUCGUUUGACAGCAGGGGCUUGUUUUACAGCACAAAACUACUAAGGAUGAACAUUUCAAGGGACGAUGCGGCAAUAGAGAUAAUCGAGGAGACGUUUAGCUGAAGGGCCAUCAGCUUCACAUCUGUCUCCCGGUGUGUGCGCGCGCGCUCCGAAAAUUAGCGCCAGGCAACUUUUUUAACUCGACUGGACGUCUUUUCAUGAAGUGCCCAUGCAUUUGUUGUUGUUAGCCGCUCAUGCUAACCGUAGAAGUUGCCAGCUAGCUGGCCUAGCGAGCCAAUGGUUGAAGCGAGGAGGCGAUAAUUAGCCGCAUUUGUUUGAUUUACUCCACGAAUGCGGCCCGGAGCGUGAACCCGGCGGUGUGCGACGUUAGCCGAUGGAGCCAGCUCACCGGGGCUCCGCGUGUUUUCAAGAGCUGCAGCUUUGGCCGAGCUUUUAAAGAAGCAGCCUUGUUGAGUUGACUAUCUGACGGUAGUUAGCUUCGCAUUUAGCCGCCGCCGCCGUCCCCGGAAGAAUGAGUAGAAAAAACCAUAAUCAUUAUAAAGGAGCCGAGGUCAGCUGCUGCGUGAAGUACUUCUUAUUUGGGUUCAACAUUUUGUUCUGGCUGCUAGGAGCCGCAUUCUUGGGAAUCGGCCUGUGGGCAUGGGCGGAGAAGGGCGUGCUGUCCAAUCUGUCAGCCAUCACAGACCUUGGGGGCUUCGACCCUGUGUGGCUCUUCAUCGUCGUGGGAGGGGUCAUGUUCAUCCUGGGCUUUGCUGGCUGUAUCGGAGCGCUCAGAGAGAACACCACCCUGCUUAAAUUUUUUUCUGUGUUCCUGGGUUUGAUCUUCUUCUUGGAGCUGACGGCAGGGAUCCUUGCCUUCGUCUUUAAGGACUGGAUCAAAGACCAGCUCAACUUUUUCAUCAACAACAAUGUCAAGGCCUACCGCGAUGACAUCGACUUGCAGAAUCUUAUUGACUUUGCCCAGGAAUACUGGUCAUGCUGUGGAGCUCACGGGCCCGACGACUGGAACCUGAACAUGUACUUCAACUGCACUGAGCUGAACCCCAGUAGAGAGCGCUGUGGAGUCCCGUUCUCCUGCUGUGUCAAAGACCCUGCAGAGGAUGUCAUCAACACGCAGUGUGGUUAUGACGUUCGGCUUCAAGGGGAGCUGGACCGGCAGAAAUAUAUCCUUACCAAAGGCUGUGUGGGACAGUUUGAGAAGUGGCUUCAGGACAACCUGAUUAUUGUAGCUGGAAUCUUUGUUGGUAUUGCACUUUUACAGAUUUUUGGUAUCUGCCUUGCUCAAAACCUGGUGAGUGAUGUCAAAGCUGUUAAAGCCAACUGGUGACAGGAGAGGCGACGUGAGGGAGCUCCGCCCCUUCGGCCCAGCAAGAUCAACACAGCACACAAGUCCCGUCCAGAUGAGGGCGGAGAACCGAGACCCGUCAACACUGCAUUGCCGUUGAGCUAAGCAGCACAUACGCACUCUCACACUUUUAUACGUGCAUCCACAAAGAGUUUACUUCCCUGUUUUAUCAGUGACACUUGAAUGGGGAGAAGAACAUCCCACACAAACCAAACAGUCAACACUUUGUUUACCACUCAGCUGGAUUUUAACCCUAAAAUACAGAGGACGGUCCUGCCUACUUCAUAGUUAGUCUUUUUAUUUUUAUUUUUCUGCUUCCUCUGAUUUUUUUUUCUUUGCUUCCUUUGGACAAGUGUAUUUAUGGGGUGCAGUUGCACAAGGACUCCUGUCAAUUGGGAGAUUUGAAACCAUGAAACAAAAAACAUAAACAAAUGAAAACCUCCUUCUUUUUUUUUAAAGCAUUCCAUUGUCACACAGCCUCCUUCCGCUCAGUGAGGGCUUGAGCAUCGCCGACAAACAGCCUGUGUUUAACGUGCUGGUUCCCACUUCCUGCUGUAGGGAAUCGUGGGAUGCUGGCCUGCCAAAAAACACAUGGAUUCCUCUGCAUGUCAUUUCUUUUAUCCAUUCUGAAUGUUUAUGACCACUGAACAGACUCUGAACACCAGCUGGUCAAGUCUGCAACAGGAGAUUUCAAUUCUAACUCAAAGUGUAAAAAGUGCCAUUAAUGUGCUGAUAUUUUUGUCUUCUUCCAUUUCUUUGCAUAUCAUUUCUGCCCCGCCCCACAAUACCUCAGGGCCGGAAAUAUAAUGCUUUCUGCCAUUGGUUAAAAGCACAUCUAUUUUUUUCCAUCCAUGUCUGUGCAAUUUAGAUACUCAAACCUGUUGCAGAAAACACGAACAGUUAAUCCAAAGUCCUGCUCCCGUUUGCCCUGCAGUGAUUGUAUUAUCCGUUAAUAAACUGAAGGAUGUUGUAUUGUAUGAAAUGGGAAGGCCUGGUGUGGUUGGGAUCAUAGGACGAUGCUAUACACAGAAAUCAUAGUUGAGGUUGUUAUUCAUCUCUCAGCAUCCCUCAGGCACAUGGGAUUGCUGAUUUGGGGCCUUUUUUUUGUUUGUUUUUUACUUGACUUAUGUUACCACACAUUCUUUCUUCAAAGUGAAAUAAGAAUGUUUGUCUGUUUUUAACAAUGUCCUUUUAUUCAUCCUUUUUAUUUCCUAUAAUUUUAUUGACACAGCUUUCUUUUUUAUCCUGGUUUCAAUGUUUGGCUUCACCAGGCACCUGUUUUACCUCUGACCCAUCAGUCAACUGCUAAACAGCUUAUUGUUGAUGUUGGCAGUCCUAAUGGAGACCAAAUAAUAUCAGCCGGCCACAAGCUAACUGCCAAGCUUUUAUCCGGCCUCAAUUGUGAUUUUCCAAGGAAUGCCAAGCAAAUAACAAAUGGCAUUUCUAGACAGCCAAAAUGUGAAUUUAUUGUUUCUUUUAUGCGGGAAGUGCCAGUUGGAAUAAGAAAACAAAUUUAAAAUGUUACAUUAUAGCUGUUAUCUUUAAAUCAUGUUGUGUCUUUAGUUUGGACUGGUUUUGAAAUUUAGAAUAGAAAAACAAGCUCUUACCUUUUUUCAUAUUAGCAACAGCCUCAAUAUAACAUGAAUGCUGCUUAAAAGUUGAUUAGAUUAUUGAUGAUAUGUAGGACAAUAACCAAGCUAACAACAAGUCUCUCAAUUUGCCAUGUUGUCAAUGUUUCCAGGCUGAGCACAUAUUCUGAUUAUUUGUUCUUUCUCAAGUUUACACUUUGUGGUCCGACCUUUUGUUCAUUUAAAAAAGAAAGAAAGAAAGACUCACAUUACUCAGAGCUUUUCAUCCUCCAUGAUACUCACAGAAUAUAGUUCCUGAUAAACUGGGUUCACUUGAUACUUUUGUUCAUUUUGUUUUGACUGCAUUUAACCACUCCGGUUGUUUCUGGUUGUAGCUCAGAUACACAGCACAGGCAUGAUUUGGCACACCCAGCCAAAAGAAAACAUGUUUUGAAUUGCAAUGCACAUACGUUUAAAGAUGAGUAGCAUUCAUAUUCUGUGAACACCAAAACCUGCUUCACCGACUCUGUCGGUAGCGCGCGCGCGCACACACACACACACACACACACACACACACACACACACACACACACACACACACACACACACACACACACACACACACACACACACACACACACACACAGGAGCUCGUUCAGUAACGGCACCUUGUGAUCGCCUGCUAUGCUUACAUGUCGUAUAUUGCUUUCACCCACAUGCUCCCUCUUCACAACACUACUUGAUCUGACUGCACCUGUUUCAGUCUGUCAUUUUGAUGUUUUUUUAAACAACAGGCUCGUUUAAGAGGGAGAAAAUGACGGGAAACGCAAGACGAAACAACAAUUUAGGUGUCACGAAUGAAUGAGUGGGUGGAAUAGAAAUCCAGAGCAGCACAAUGCAUCUGUGCUGGAGUGACUGAAGCAGGUCUUUAAUGACUCGGUUGAAAGUUUCCAAAGGAGAGGCUCAUUCAUUUCAGCUCUUUAGUUGUAAUCAAUGAGUGAGAACCUCGAGCAGUCUUAAGAAAAUAGACUUUUUUUUUCUUUUUUCCUUCAGAUGAAAUGUUGAAACAUUUACAGCCGUAUGAUAUAAUUCCUCUCAAUUACAAGUAUGUGUGGGCCUCUUUGAUUUCGCUAAUCAAUCUGUCCCAUUGGAGUUUGGAAGAUCAGGAAUAAAUAAACCGGUGCUUAUUUUCCCUCCA
Molecule: messenger RNA, 4129 nt
Organism: Cyclopterus lumpus (lumpfish)
Lineage: Eukaryota; Metazoa; Chordata; Actinopteri; Perciformes; Cyclopteridae
Gene: tspan17
Product: tetraspanin 17
Exons: 8
Coding region: 530-1345 (271 amino acids)
Biological process (GO): regulation of vascular endothelial growth factor signaling pathway; protein maturation; protein localization to plasma membrane
Cellular component (GO): membrane
Source: RefSeq, a predicted model, not a curated record